Messenger RNA from Apis laboriosa (Himalayan honeybee), 1445 nucleotides. It is a transcript of the gene ste14, whose product is annotated as protein-S-isoprenylcysteine O-methyltransferase. The transcript has 3 exons. Gene Ontology annotation, molecular function: protein C-terminal S-isoprenylcysteine carboxyl O-methyltransferase activity. The record is from RefSeq and is a predicted model, not a curated record. Gene Ontology annotation, biological process: C-terminal protein methylation. Bases 79 to 939 code for a protein of 286 amino acids. NCBI's taxonomy places the organism in Eukaryota, Metazoa, Arthropoda, Insecta, Hymenoptera, Apidae. Gene Ontology annotation, cellular component: membrane; endoplasmic reticulum.
GUUAAAAACAAAUCUAUAAUCAAAAUUUGAUUAUAGAGAAUUAUUUAAAGAAAAAAAAGUUAUAUAAACUUUAGAAAAAUGUUAUGUUAUAAUGGAAAACUUAGUUUUUUCUGUUUUAUAUUCGCUGGUUUAAUCGCGAUUUUAUCAGAAAUAUUACUAAGGUUAGAAUUCGAUAUUUUUCGAACAUAUUUCAAUAAUAUUUGGCUUAUGCAUUUAUUUCAAUAUGGAUUCUUAAAUAUACUUUUACUUCUUGUAUUUUAUGGUUUCUCUUAUCAGGUUGCUGUAAGAGCCAUAUUUUUAGGAUAUGGAUUUGGAAUUGGAAUUAUAUUGUUUUUUGUUGCACCACCUUCAUGGCAGAUGUUUGGAGUAUAUAUUACAGUUCUAGCAACAUUUCAUUAUACAGAAUUUUUAAGUAUUGCUUGGAUAAAUCCAUCUUCACUUUCUAUCGAUAGUUUCAUUUUAAAUCAUAGUAUAGCUUAUGGAGUGGCAGCAUGCUGUAGUUGGAUAGAAUUUAUUAUAGAAAGAUUAUAUUUUCCUGGGAUGAAAGAAGCUUCCUUCAUAUCAUACUUUGGAUUAGUACUAUGCAUUUGUGGAGAGUUUUUGAGAAAGCUGGCAAUGUUUACUGCCAAACAUAAUUUCAAUCAUAUUGUGCAAAGUGAAAAAAUGGACAAUCAUGAAUUAAUUACCUAUGGAGUUUAUAAAAUUUGUAGACAUCCUAGUUAUGUAGGCUGGUUUUAUUGGUCUAUAGGAACACAGUUAAUACUUCAGAAUCCAUUUUGUCUCUUUGCAUACACUGUGACAUCUUGGAAAUUCUUCCAUGAUCGUAUUUUAAUUGAAGAAGUCACUCUGCUUAAUUUUUUUGGACAAGAUUAUGUAGAAUACCAAAAAGAAGUUAGUACGGGACUACCUUUUAUAUCUGGUUAUAAAUUGGAUGUAUAGCAGCCAAUAUAUGUUUGAAAUAUUGUGAUUGUUUUAAUUUCUCAGGAAUAAUCAUAUCAUUAUUUAUAUUAAUAUUCUUUUUUAUUGUAUCAUAAACAAUAACAAAAAAAUUAAGAAAAGUUUUUAACAAAAUUAUAUUUAUUGUCUCAUUUCAUUUUGAAGAAUUAUUCAUAUAACAAUAGACUAUACUUUCAUAUAUGAUUACUUUCAGUUGAUUCAGAUUAUACACUUAUUUGUAUAUUUACUUAUUAUAAUAUGUGAAUAUAUAUACAUAUGUAUGAAAUGUAGUAGAUAAUAAAUAUGUAUAAUGUUGCAGUUAAUACUUGCAUUGACCUAAAGCAUUCAAGUCGAAUAAUAAGAAAAAAAAUUCCAAUGAUUUCAGCAAUAUUACAAUAAUUUCAUUAUGUCUGUACAUGAUCAUUUACAAAUCUUAAUACUGACAAAGCUUUUUAUCAUAUUAAUUAAUUCUGUUUGAAUAUUUCUAUCUAUUUAUUAUCUUAUCUUAA